UAUUAUUAGAGAAGAUACCUCACAGAAAAAGGACAGCUGGCUGUGAAAAAUGUAGAAAUAUAAAAUAUAGAGACAAUUCUAAAAAGAAAAUGUAACAUUAUACAGAUUAUGGUAAAAGUAAUAAGUGGUGGAAUUCUGAACAUUAUAGCAAAAGUUUAACAAACUUAUAACUGAGUUUUGUUAGGAUUGGAUAUUCUUCCAACUGGAAGAGACUUGACUGAUUACAUGUUAUUCUUACAGCAGUUGCUGUAGGGACCAUAAUUCGGCUAUCAUUAUGUAUAACUAUAUCAAUGGCAGGAGGCAGGGUAUUUGAGACAGAAUGUUUACUACAGAGGGCUGUUAUUUAAAUAUUACAAAUCCGUGAUCUUGCUAUAAGAAGAAAGUCUGUUGUCAGGAAAUAACCCAUGUGUUAGUGUGUAUGUCCUCAGAAAAAGAAAACAGCACUCAAGAGGCCAGAUGGAAGGGCAUGGGCUGAAUUCUGGAGACUGAGUGUACACAAAGAUACACCAGGCUGGAGGUAUACCAUACAGCACCUGCAAUGGUAAAGAUCGCUAUGGCUCUCUUCGGUGGGUGAAUAAUUCUCACAAAAAGUAAGGUCCAGCUGAAUAAUGGGUGAGCUUGAAAACACCAUGACAGAGGAACCAAGUUAGAGAGAAAGACUAGAUUCCACUGUAAACAUACUGGGUUUGGUUUGGGAGCUACUUGUUUUAUUUGUUAAUGCAUCAUGAUGUGAAAAAGGAUAGAUGUUAGGGUACUCUAGACAACAUGUUGAAGUCAUUGAUGUGAAAGCAUAUACAGUGUUAAAUUACUUCAAAAAGAGAAAUUGUUGAUUAAGGAUAUGCAUAUGCUUAUCAGUUGAAAUGGAGCAGAUGGAAACAAAAUUUAAAAAAUAAAUAAAUAAAAUAAAAAUGACAUGAUUUGGGAACACCUCUCAGAACCUGGGGCCGAAAGAGGAAGACUGGGUAAAAGCAAGAGGAAGCUUAUUAGAGCUUUUAUUUUUGUGGAGUCCAGCAGAAAAGCAUCCUGGAGGCAUAGAGUCAGGUGAAGAGAGAGUGGGAAUUGUCAUGGUCUCAGAUUUUGGUAUUCGUGAAUAUAUUUAUGCAAAACACAUAACAUUGUCAAUACUGUUAUGUUCUGUACUUUGCUUGCCAAGUCGUAUGUUUAGGAACCUGAACCAGGACGAGAGGUUCCACGUCUGAUGAUCCAAGGGGACCAGAGGGGCCUUGUCCAGGUGAUACCAGGAGAUCUGGUCUACAUUUGAGUGUUCCGGAAAAAGUGGGAUCAGCCAAGGAGAAAAGGACCCAACGAAGUGGCCAGAGCAACAAGAACGACCGUCCAAGUGAAAGGAAGUCCGACGUGGUACCAUCUGAACCACUGCACCAGAGUCCCAUCAGAAACAAGGAGACAACCGCACAGCGAUAAGAACACAGAGGAUGCUGAUUCAACAGGCGGGAGCCCGGAAGGAGCAGGAGCAGCAGAGGAGAUUGAGACGCCGGGGAGGAGCCAAGAAACCAGCAGACCAAGUGGAAGCCAGGAUACGACAAAUGCACUGUCUGCUGCACUCAGAAAAGGACGAAGAAGAAACAACACUGGAGAAAAAGCCUGCAAACAAUCAAUAUUCUCUCCAGUGGGGCCAGAGAGUCCAGGGUUGGGGGAAAAUAACAGGCCUGCUACUCCUAAUGACAUACAUGUUGAGGCAGACCUCCCUGACAGAAGCCCUCCACAGUGGGACCCCGAAAUACCACCUACAGAAUGGGAACAACUCUUCCCUGAAAUCGAUGCCUAUCCAGAUGGAAGCCCAGUCCAGUCAAAGGAGGGAGCUCCAGGGGAAGGAACAGAAAGGGAGACCCCACAAGAAGGAGGAGAAGGAAGAGUCUCGCAGGCUGAAGAAGAGGAUUUCCCCACAAUUGACUUUUCAAAUCUUGAAUGGUCCCCGUAACAGACAAUUGAAGAUAGAACAACAAAAGAAUAAUGACAUUGCCAUGACAAGAGCAACAGUAAACACUGAAACAGGAGAACAGAAGUCAAUCUCAAUCAAGAGGAUCAAACCUCUGCCUGAGACUACAUUCUGUGGAUGGACACAUCAUCAGACAAAGGGAGAAGUCAUCUGGGACCCGAAAGGAUGUGGCCUGACGGUAACCAAAAAAGAAGAUGAGUGGUUGCUUACCUUGAAUAAGAUCGAACAUGUUGAAGGUGAAGAAUUUAUAGUUGAAAUAGCAAGAACAAGGUUAACUGAAGGAAGUAGUGUAACUGUUAUUAGAAUUGGUCCUACGCCAAUACCUGAACAGGAGGAGCCUGUGACAACCAGAACAAUGACAACAACAGUGGCAGCUGUUACAAAGACUACGGUAGUCACCACUAGGCUAAUGUCUACUGCUCUUACCAAGCAGUCCACUGUACCCACAAAGAAACCCAAAGCAUCAGGGUCAGGAGGUUUUUUACUGACAUUUGGAACUUUCUAGCAAACUCUAACAAUCUACCUCGAGAAAAGGACAUUGCGAUUCCAACUGAGACUGUAACUCCAACUGAUACUUUAACCCUAGAACUGCACAAGGACAAAUCAUUAAAGAUAUUAGUAAAAAAUGAAUGGUAUGAAUGGGCUCAAUAUACAGCAUUAAAAUUAAAACUGACAAAUUGCUUAUUAUGUGCACCCUCUCCGCUGACAGAAUUAGUGGUGGUACCUAAUCCUUAUGAUUAUAGGGACUGUGCUGACUUUAAUAGGAACUUUUGUCAUUUGAGUAGAUCAGAAAGGCCGUAUUGUCCAGCUGAAUGUUUGUCAUAUUUGGGUAAUCCAUCCUAUCAAAGAUAUUACAAGCAAGCUGGCUGGGGAAAAUGGUGUCAAGAAUUGGAUAUACGGGUAGAACCACAAAAGUUAGAGGCCCCAUAUAAAUAUCAAAUAGAUUAUCAACAACCGUAUGAAUGUUUUAACAGCACGAAAAGACAGAAUGAGAUGGGAAAGUUUAAAGGUAAAUGUGGGAUCACAUGGCACUUAACUAAGGACACCAAUUAGAAUGCAGACACUCCAGUAAGGGCUAUUUAUCAAGCAGCUGGUAGUUGGGAGGGAAAAGUAUUUGUUCAUGACGAUUGUCAAAAUCAAACUCUAGCGCUACCAUUAAUUGCACCGUAUGAAGAACAGACUAUGGUAGUGGCAAAGGUUAAGGGCAACAUUACCAAAUGAAGGGACAAGCCUUUGUACAAGAGUGAGUUAGGUUGAUUCAACAGAUAAGUGUCACUGAAUGGGAUCCUGGUGAGUCUAAGCAAAAUACAAAAAUAGAGUAAGGAGGGAAUAUAAAUCUGACCCCAAGGUCUAUUUAGAUGCAAUAGGACAACCUAGAGGAGUUCCUAAUGAGUACAAAGCAAGAGAUGAGAUUAAGUCAGGAUUUGAAUCAAUAUUCCUGUGGAUAACACCUAAUAAGAACUUAGAGUGGAUUAAUUAUAUUUACUAAAACCAACAAAGACUCAUUAAUUAUACUAACUCUGCAUUGACAGCUUUGGGAGAACAGGUAGAGGCAACCAGUAGAAUGACAUGGCAGAAUAGACAAGCUCUAAAUUGGCUCUUAGCAGAAAAAGGAGGUGUUUGUGUCAUGUUUGGAGAUGAAUGUUGCACCUUUAUUCCCAAUAACACCGCACCUAAUGGAUCUUUCUUUAUUGCUAUGGCAAAACUUAAAGGAUUAAGAGCAGAAGUAAAGGCUAAUGCUGGGGUUGAUGCCCAUGUUUGGGAUUGGUUGGACCUGACUUUGGGAAAGUGGGGUGCUAUGGUUACUAGAAUGGCUAUCAUGCUGGGAGGGGGCUUACUGACACUGGGUAUUGUGUUUUGUUGUGUUUUGCCAUUGGUAAAAUCUUUAGUGGUUCAGACAACAGUCAAACAAAUGUCGGCACAAAAAGUUAAUCCGCCUGUGGUAAUUAAUCCUGUACCUGGAAUCCCUGGCCAUUAUACCAAUAAGUAUGGAAUGCCUUGCAAUGCUGUCGGAGGACCUCUAGACUGUUCCUUUGGUAAUCCUAAUUGUCUAUAUGGGGUUACUCCAGGGGGUGGUUAUGCUUGCCAUGGGUUGUGAAAAAUAUAAAUAAAAGAGCACGUAGUCAUCACGCUGUUCCUUUGUUGUG
Molecule: messenger RNA, 4104 nt
Organism: Oncorhynchus keta (chum salmon)
Lineage: Eukaryota; Metazoa; Chordata; Actinopteri; Salmoniformes; Salmonidae
Exons: 2
Coding region: 1434-2462 (342 amino acids)
Source: RefSeq, a predicted model, not a curated record